AUCGGAGACCCCACACGUGCCAGAGAGAACACCAGAACAUGUAUAUCCGGAAAAACAUGUAACAACAUGCAGUCUUGACGUUAUCUUAUCUUCAACAGCUUUGCGCAGAAGGUCCAGUGGUACUGUAGCUGGUUAUUUCCUCAUAGUAAGGAAAGCACAACAUAUACUGCGUAAAGGUCCCCGAGGAAGGACGUGCCAUCAUGCAGUGCAUGGAGACAAGCCUGGGUUUCAUGAGCUGGAGUUUUAUCAUCGGUGGUGUUCUUUAUUUCCUCCGCCAGGUGAAGGUUAACACGCAGUACGGGCGCUAUGUGGAAACCAUCAAAGCUCCUGGUGUGAUGGUGCCGUCUAAGAUAGCUUGGUUCAUCCAGGAACUGCCCUCGGUGUUAAUUCCGGUGUUUCUGCUCCUCACCACAGACACGUUACACGGCCUGGGACGCGACGUUCUUCUCUGGACCUUCUGCUUGCAUUACUUCCAUAGGACGUUCAUCUACUCUCUGCUGAAUAAAGGCCGGCCAUGUCCGCUGUUCAUCAUGGUAUGGGCUGUGGUCUUCUGCUCUCUGAAUGGCUUCCUUCAGGGACACUACAUGCUCCACUGCGCUCACUACGAUGACCUCUGGCACAAGGACGUGCGCUUCAUAGUGGGUCUGUUACUGUUCUUCUCAGGAAUGGCCAUCAACAUCCACAGUGAUCACAUCCUGAGGAACCUCAGAAAGCCAGGAGAGAUUACUUACAAAAUCCCUCAGGGAGGAAUGUUCGAGUUGGUGUCUGGUGCUAACUUUUUUGGUGAGAUAUUAGAGUGGUGUGGUUAUGCCAUUGCUACAUGGUCACUGCCCACGUUCUCCUUUGCUUUCUUCACCGUCUGCUCCAUCGGACCCCGAGCUUAUCACCACCACAGCCUGAGGUGAUGAUGGCAAGCAGGACGAUAUGAGGAAGAAACUUUGAGAGGAACCAGACUAAGAGGGAAAUGAGUAGCACCAUGUGCUAAUAAAUAAUAAUACAAUUAAUAAAAUCAAACAAACAGUAAGUAAAGAAUAAACAAAAUGCUAUAAAUAAACCGUCAUGUGUGCUUUAGUAAAGGUCUGAUGUGAAAAUUGUAGAGGAAGCUGUAUGAGCUCGGUGUGUUACUGCAUGCUGAUGGAGCUCUUCUCAUCAACACCUGUAGGUACUACAUCAAGAAGUUCGACAACUACCCAAAAUCCAGGAAGGCUGUGAUCCCAUUUCUCCUCUAACAGCGGCGGCGGGAGACGUUUGAGGUUCUCUGUGUGUCGCCGAGACCCCGAACCGGUCGUUUCGGGAUCAGCAAUGACGUGGAUUUUUAAAAGAUUUUUUAUAGAUCAGAUUUUAGAGGAAAAGACAAGAUUAGUUUUAAUCUGAUAUUAAUUCUGGUGACUUCUGUAACUUCUGUACCUUUUUAUUCCCUCUUACUUUCUCAUCCUGGCCUCAUUUCAUAGGAAUUUGUAUUUUAGUAAUUUUGCUACCUUCAUCAUAACACCGUGAGCUGUAUGAAUGCUAUGUAUGAAAUGUGUGAUACAAAAUAAAGAUUCUUUUCCUGCUU
Tachysurus fulvidraco (yellow catfish) is the source of this 1555-nucleotide messenger RNA. It is a transcript of the gene srd5a2a, whose product is annotated as steroid-5-alpha-reductase, alpha polypeptide 2a. Gene Ontology annotation, biological process: steroid biosynthetic process. Lineage: Eukaryota; Metazoa; Chordata; Actinopteri; Siluriformes; Bagridae. Gene Ontology annotation, cellular component: membrane. The record is from RefSeq and is a predicted model, not a curated record. The transcript is spliced from 5 exons. Bases 201 to 905 code for a protein of 234 amino acids. Gene Ontology annotation, molecular function: 3-oxo-5-alpha-steroid 4-dehydrogenase activity.